AUGGAUCUCUCUUCACUUGAAGGGCCCCCAAUCUAUAACCCCGGGGUCGCCGAACCGGCCUGCAACAUGUCGGUUCCUCAGAUACACUUCGAGCAUCCCUUUUUCACCAGUCCCGAAACAGACGGAUUACACCUGCAAAGACCUGCGUCCGCCGACGCCCAUGCCCUUCGCCGAACCAAGUAUCUCAACCCGGCCUACAUCCGCCACACUGCACAGCCUCGUCUUCGAGUCCAAGCCGGCCCACCCAUCCAGCUCGACUCUACUAUCCAGUCUAGUGACAGCCCUAAUCACAGUCACAGUCACAGCCAUAGCAGCCGCAGCUACCGCCACAGUAACUCCGACCUCUCCGGCUUCUCAUCGGCGCCCAACCGUCCUCGCAGACUCACUUGGGUCGAAAGUGAGAGGAUCUGGAUCGUCACCAGCCCCUCCACCGGCUCCCCGACUACCUCGUCAACAUGGGGCGACGUAAAUUGGUCCGCGGCCGCCUACCGACCCCCUCCGCUGCAGCAUUCUCGAUCAAUGGAUAUGACUCUUACCCACAGUCAGGCCCACUUGCCGCCGGACGACGAUGACCUCCCGCCCCCGUAUGAGCGGCAUUACUUUGAUAGACCUCUUCCUCAUCUCCCGCCGCAGGCAGGGAUGGAUUCAUCGGUGGGAGGUAGCGCCUAUAGCCAGAAUACGAGUCUGGAUUCCGGUCAAAGGCACACUCACAGUCAUAAUACUCGCGCAUCGCGAUGGACGGAAAUUGCACGGCGCAUGAACCGCACUCCCGUGGGAUGA
Molecule: messenger RNA, 780 nt
Organism: Aspergillus fumigatus Af293
Lineage: Eukaryota; Fungi; Ascomycota; Eurotiomycetes; Eurotiales; Aspergillaceae
Source: RefSeq, a predicted model, not a curated record